This is a messenger RNA of Coregonus clupeaformis (lake whitefish), 937 nucleotides long. RefSeq names its product dual specificity protein phosphatase 18. Gene Ontology annotation, biological process: protein dephosphorylation. The record is from RefSeq and is a predicted model, not a curated record. Bases 170 to 754 code for a protein of 194 amino acids. Gene Ontology annotation, cellular component: cytoplasm. Gene Ontology annotation, molecular function: MAP kinase tyrosine/serine/threonine phosphatase activity. The transcript has 2 exons. NCBI's taxonomy places the organism in Eukaryota, Metazoa, Chordata, Actinopteri, Salmoniformes, Salmonidae.
UAAACUCUCUCUUCAUUGGCCAUCAGGCCCAAAGCCUAUUUAAGGAUGUGUGCUUGUGCUUGUGUACCUAUGUGUGUUCCCCAACGAGGGUUCGCUUCUCGAGGCCAGAACUCUUCAAAACCUGAGAGACAGAUCCAGACAUACAGAGGCAUACAGGGACCAGGCAGCCAUGUCAGUGUCUCAGAUCACCCCCACCCUGUUCCUGAGUGGAGCAGACGCCCCCCUCAACCAGGCCCUGGUCUCCCGCAAGGGCAUUACCCUCAUCGUCAAUGCCACCCUCAACCACGCCUGCCCUGUCUACCCAGGCGUGGAGUGCCUGCGUGUGCCCGUCUCCGAUCUGCCCACCGCCCGUCUAGGCGACCACUUUGACCGUGUGGCAGAGCGUAUCCACAGCAACCGGACGGGUGGUACGCUGGUGCAUUGUGCGGCUGGCAUGAGCCGCUCGCCGGCCCUGGUCAUGGCAUACCUAAUGCGUUACCGGGGCGUGACUCUGUGCCGGGCCCACGCAUGGGUGCAGGAGAGUCGGCCGUACGUGCGGCUCAACGCGGGUUUCUGGGCGCAGCUACUAGAGUUUGAGAAGAGGCUCUAUGGGAAGAAUACGGUUAAGGUGGCUGCGCCCAUGCCGCCAGUGGAGCCGCCCCCAUCGCCAUGGACACUGCGGUCAUCAUGGACACAGCUGUUGCCCGGGUCACCGUUGUUGUCAUCUUCGUCGCAGGCCAAGAGGUCAAAGAAGGGUAGGCUUGUAAGGAAAUAGUAGGGAGGGAAAAUGUCCUUCUCUGUCUGAAGAUGUGAGGGAAGAACUUACAGCCCUACUGCCUGAGAAUGUAAACCGAGGAAGCAGACUUGUCCCCUGCCUUGAUGUGAUGAGGGAAAUAUAGUACAUUAAUAAUGUAUGUAUGUACACUGAACCCAAAUAUAAAUGCAACAUGCAACAAUU